This is a messenger RNA of Yarrowia lipolytica CLIB122, 2790 nucleotides long. RefSeq lists its product as uncharacterized. Gene Ontology annotation, molecular function: plus-end-directed microtubule motor activity; microtubule binding; ATP binding. The record is from RefSeq and is a predicted model, not a curated record. Gene Ontology annotation, cellular component: spindle microtubule; nucleus; mitotic spindle. Lineage: Eukaryota; Fungi; Ascomycota; Dipodascomycetes; Dipodascales. Gene Ontology annotation, biological process: microtubule-based movement; spindle elongation; mitotic spindle assembly.
AUGAGAAAGAGCUACAGACCGUCCAUGUCUUCGACAAGGCCAAAGACACGGUCCAGUAUGGCUCCAUCGACAGGCAUGAAAGUCUUGGUCCGUUGCCGUGGCCGCAAUGAGCGUGAGACGACAGAAAACUCGUCUGUUGUGGUCAAGACGAGUGGACACAAAGGACGGGAAAUAACGAUUGAGGGCGGACCAGUGGCCCACACGGGGAAAACAUACACAUUCGACCGGGUAUUUGGACCUGAAUCGGACCAGGGAAUGAUUUUUGAGGCCGUGAGUAGCUCUCUGGACGAGAUGCUACAAGGAUACAACUGCACGAUAUUUGCUUAUGGACAGACAGGAACGGGAAAGACAUAUACAAUGACGGGUGAUUUCAAUCUGGACGAGAGAGGAGAGGCGGUUUCUAACGCUGGAAUUGUUCCUCGGGCGCUGGUAGAGCUGUUCAAACGACUUAGCGGCUCUGCAGGUGAAAACUCCGUCAAGUUGUCAUAUGUUGAGCUCUACAACGAAGAACUCAGAGACCUGUUGAGUAGCCAGGGAGAUACCAAGAAGCUUCGGAUCUUUGAGGAACCAGGCAAAAAGGGAACUGUUGUGCAAGGGUUGGAGGAGGCAUAUGUGCGAUCAUGCACAGAGGCCAUGAAAGUGUUACAGGAAGGAUUUACUCGACGGCAGGUUGCUGCUACUAAGUGCAACGAUAUGUCUUCUCGGUCACAUUCAGUGCUCACGAUCACGCUAUCGACCAAGGAAUACACUGCUGAUGGCCAGGAGUAUCUGCGCACUGGUAAACUGAACCUGGUGGAUUUGGCUGGAUCUGAGAAUGUGGGACGAAGUGGAGCAGAAAACAUGCGAGCAAGAGAAGCAGGAUCGAUCAAUCAAUCGCUGCUUACCUUAGGGCGUGUUAUCAACUCGCUAGUCGAUGGUACCCUUCACAUUCCAUACAGAGAGAGCAAGUUGACGCGGCUAUUACAGGAGAGCCUUGGAGGAAGAACAAAAACAGUCAUCAUUGCGACCGUCAGUCCCGCACGUGUGUCUAUUGAUGAGACGAUUUCGACAUUGGAGUACUCGCACAGAGCAAAGAACAUUAAGAACUCGCCUGUUGUGAAUGAGACCACGAGCAAGCAAGUGUUUAUCAAAGACUAUGUGGAUGAGAUUGCACGCCUUAGAGCUGACCUGGAGAGCACACGAAAAGGACAGGGUGUGUUCUUGUCACAGGAGAGCUAUCAGCUUCUGCUUGACGAGAACGAGAGUCACAAGGUGACCAUCAACGAGCAGAAAAUGCGUCUGGAUGUUUUGGAGGAACGUGCAGGAAAUUACGAGGGAAAGAUAAAGGACAUGGAGGAACAGCAGGCCGUCGUCAUCAAAGGUGCCAAGAGUCUCCUGAAGGUCAUGGAUUCUGCUGUGGCGGAGGUCACCAAAUUACACGAACACACUAGACUCAUGGGAGAGAUUGGUGUUCGGAACGAAACUGGCCUGAGAAGUUUGCAACAAUCGGCACCUAAGAGACUCAAGCUUUGUGUUGGAACGCACAAGAACGACGUGGCUCAUUAUGUGACUAAGACUUCUGGGGGUUUGACAGCGCUCGAUGGAUUGCAGGAACGAAAUAACCAGUUCUUUGGCGAUCUGACUCAGCGUCUUGAUUCUUCAAUCACUUCAAUACAAGCUCAAAUCGUGCACCUGAUAUCCUCCAACAAUCAAGAUGCACAUUCUAUGGCGUCAUUGCUGAGUGAGUUGGGGGCUGUCAAGCACGAAAUGAAAACCAAUAUUCAGGCAUCAAUGGCUCACAUACAGACUUCUCUUCAAGACGUUACAAGCGAUCUUGAAAAGCACAUUGAGUCGUACGAGACACAGCUCACCAACUCACUUUCCCAGCUGUCAUCCAACUUGUCUCAGUCUGUCGCCUCAGUGAGACAGACUUACGAGCGGGUUCAACAGCAGAUUGAUCAGGCCGUUACUAGCCACUUGAACACCACUUCCACAAGCACAAAGUCAAUCCACACUUCAUUCGAGUCCAUGUCGGCUACUGUUGCUCGUCAGAAGGAGGCUCAGGCCGCUGCAGAGGCUGAGCUCAAACAACGGAUGAACCAAAUGAUUGAAUCGGCGUUGAAGGAACAGAAUGACCAGUGGGAUGCUGUCGUUGGUGCUCUCAAGACUGAGGUGCACCGAGAGCUCUCUGCUGUCAACGGAAGCAUCGAGACGUUCAAGGGUGCCUAUGGAGAGUCUAGAAACCAGGUCGACUUUUCCGCAGUUUCUGGCACAGCUCACCAAUUAACUGAAGAGAGCAUUAAUCUCAAGGAGGCGACACGUAACGUUUUCGACCGCGUUGAAUCUGGCCAUAGCAGUCUGUGCCGAGUCGUUGACUCUCAUUCUGAUUCUGUCACGUCCGUCAUGUCUCCUCUGGACUCGUUUGUUGUGCAGGCCACGGAAACGAACCAAAAUCUCUCUGAAGCUCGCGCCAAGCGUAUGGACGAGAUCAGCAGUGCAUUCGAGGCGGGACUGUCAUCAACAGCUCAGACUAUCAGCGUGUACUCUGAUACAGCAAGAAGUGACAGCGAAGCUGUGAAAAGCGAGCUCAAGACUGGCAUUGAAAGUGUCGCUCACUGUGUCAAACGUCUAGCUAGCGAAGUCGAUCAGGUGUCAGGUCACAUCGAGGAGCACUUGUACGAAAAAUUCCCCAGUGCUCCACCAAGAUCAAGCUAUGUGGAUGUCGCAACCGAUUUCAGGGCUGUCGUCGAGAAGGGUAACCUCAAGGGUCACACCAGAGACCCGUUGCAUGAGGUCACCAACGAGAUGUAA